GGUUUGAGGUUGAGGAAGCAGGAGCUGGCCAACAGCUCAGAUGUAACCCUCCCAGACCGGCCACUAUCCCCGCCUCUCACUGCACCUCCCACCAUGAAGUCUGCGGAGUUCUUCGAGAUGCUGGAGAAAAUGCAGGGGAUCAAGCUUGAAGAGCAGAAGCCAGGACCCCAGAAGAACAAGGACGACUAUAUCCCAUAUCCCAGCAUUGAUGAGGUUGUGGAGAAGGGUGGUCCAUACCCCCUAGUCAUCCUGCCCCAGUUUGGGGGCUACUGGAUCGAGGACCCAGAGAAUGUGGGCACACCGACAUCACUGGGAAGCAGCAUUUGUGAGGAAGAGGAAGAGGACAACCUGAGUCCCCACACGUUUGGCUACAAGCUUGAAUGCAAGAGUGAAGCCAGGGCCUAUCGCAGGCACUUCCUGGGGAAGGACCAUCUGAACUUUUAUUGUACAGGCAGCAGCCUGGGCAACUUGAUCCUGUCCAUCAAGUGUGAGGAGGCAGAGGGUAUUGAGUACCUUCGGAUCAUUCUCAGGUCCAAAGUGAAGACAGUGCAUGAGCGAAUCCCCUUGGCUGGACUCAGCAAGCUGCCCAGCGUCCCUCAGAUUGCAAAGGCUUUCUGUGAUGAUGCAGUGGGGCUGAAAUUUAACCCUAUCCUGUACCCUAAGGCCUCCCAAAUGAUUGUGUCCUAUGAUGAACAUGAUGUCAACAACACAUUCAAGUUUGGUGUCAUUUAUCAAAAAGCCAGACAAACUCUGGAGGAGGAGCUGUUUGGGAACAAUGAGGAAAGUCCGGCUUUCAAGGAGUUCUUGGACCUUCUGGGAGACACAAUCACGCUACAGGACUUCAAAGGUUUCCGAGGAGGCCUGGAUGUGACGCAUGGACAGACAGGGGUGGAAUCAGUGUACACGGUAUUCCGGGACAGAGAGAUCAUGUUUCACGUCUCCACAAAGCUGCCCUUUACUGAAGGUGACACCCAGCAGCUCCAGAGAAAGAGACAUAUUGGGAAUGACAUUGUGGCCAUCAUCUUCCAAGAAGAGAACACACCGUUUGUCCCAGAUAUGAUUGCCUCCAAUUUCUUACAUGCUUACAUUGUUGUUCAGGCUGAGAACCCGGGCACAGAGACCCCCUCCUACAAGGUCUCCGUCACUGCACGGGAAGAUGUGCCAGCCUUCGGGCCCCCUCUGCCCAGUCCCCCUGUUUUCCAGAAGGGUCCAGAGUUCAGGGAGUUUCUGCUCACCAAACUCACCAACGCAGAGAAUGCUUGCUGCAAAUCGGACAAGUUUGCAAAGCUGGAGGACCGGACGAGAGCAGCCCUCCUGGACAACCUUCAUGAUGAACUUCAUGCCCAUACACAGGCCAUGCUAGGACUGGGCCCAGAAGAGGACAAGUUUGAGAAUGGGGGCCAUGGAGGCUUUCUGGAGUCUUUUAAGAGAGCCAUCCGUGUGCGCAGCCACUCCAUGGAGACCAUGGUGGGCAGCCAGAAGAAACAGCACAGCGGGGGCAUCCCUGGCAGCCUCAGCGGGGGCAUCUCCCACAACAGCGUGGAGGUCACCAAGACCACCUUCUCGCCUCCCGUGGCAGCAGCAACGGUGAAGAACCAGUCGCGGAGCCCCAUCAAGCGGCGAUCAGGGCUCUUUCCUCGUCUGCACACGGGCUCCGAAGGCCAGGGGGACACCCGGACCCGGUGUGACAGUGCAUCCAGCACCCCCAAGACCCCAGAUGGUGGGCACUCUUCUCAGGAAAUCAAGUCUGAGACCUCAUCCAACCCCAGCUCUCCGGAAAUCUGCCCCAACAAAGAGAAGCCCUUCAUAAAGUUGAAGGAGAACGGCCGAGCCAACAUCUCUCGCUCCUCCUCCAGCACCAGCAGCUUCAGCAGCACCGCGGGGGAGGGCGAGGCCAUGGAGGAGUGUGACAGCGGGACAUCCUUCUUUUUCUUAGAUGCCAAAAGCAGAAACUCCCCAAGGUCAAACCUGAAAUUCCGCUUUGAUAAGCUCAGCCAUGCCAGCUCCAGUGCGCUCUAG
Orycteropus afer afer is the source of this 2019-nucleotide messenger RNA. RefSeq names its product RAP1 GTPase activating protein 2 (gene RAP1GAP2). Gene Ontology annotation, cellular component: plasma membrane; cytoplasm. Lineage: Eukaryota; Metazoa; Chordata; Mammalia; Tubulidentata; Orycteropodidae. Gene Ontology annotation, biological process: activation of GTPase activity; regulation of small GTPase mediated signal transduction. Gene Ontology annotation, molecular function: GTPase activator activity. The record is from RefSeq and is a predicted model, not a curated record.